UAUGUAAUCCUACAACGUGUCAUCGCGACAUGAAAUCCGUGUUGUGUCGAUCGUUAUUCAAAUAAUAUUGCUAAAUAAUUAUUUUAUUGUAGUAUUUUAAAACAAGAAUCUCUAUAAUACAUUAUAUCAAUUUCUCAAAUAUGUUGGUAAAAAAACUAGGAAGAAGAUUUUUUUUCGUAAAAAAUUGGGAAUCGAUGAGAUGGAAUGAGAAAUGUGCACGCGACUAUCUAUAGCUUACACAGAUACACGCAUACAUCUAUACAAAGGUGUAUGUCAAGAAAUAAAGCGUCAUUCGCAUUUAAGGAUAUCUCCUCGAGAAGUUAUUCUACAUGGAAAGAAGACUACAUGGGACGACGACAUAUCGAGCAAUCGUUGUGUCGAUUAUUAUUUGACAUCGUUACAUGUUGCAAUUAAAUCAAGCUAAUAACAAGUGAGAGAGAAAGAGAAAACGCUAAGGGGAAUAAAAGGCAAUGUACAAUGUGGAUUUGUCAAUCUUGUUUUGUUAUGAUUUCGCUUGGAAAUCUGAAACAGUUAACGGCGGGAUAGAUGUAGUCAAAUCGAAUUUCUACGGCGUGUUGGAAAAAAACAAACAUCAAGACGACGAAAUGUCAAUGUUAUAAGAGUAUUCAAAGAAUAUCAUUAAUCUUACGUGUUAUUUAUCGUCAAUCUAACCUAACUUGAAGGGAAACGCAACGCAACGCAACGCAACGCACGCAACGCAACGCAACGCAACGCAAAAGGGGCGAGCAUUGCUCAGAGGGCCUUGUGCAGUAUGCUCUGGGUUUAUAAUAGAAAGGUAUUAUGGCUACAGGUGAGGCCAGCACGGCUAAGCCUCGUCAAGAAAAGCAAUACGAUUACUUGUUAAAAUUCUUGUUGGUCGGUGACAGCGAUGUUGGGAAACAAGAAAUACUAAGUGGUCUUGAAGACGGUGCCGCCGAAUCACCCUUUUGCAGUGGCAGUGCAUACAAAACUACGACUAUCCUGCUGGAUGGGAAAAGAGUUAAAUUACAAUUAUGGGAUACAUCUGGACAAGGUAGAUUUUGUACUAUUAUCAGGUCUUAUUCACGUGGAGCACAAGGCAUACUUUUGGUUUAUGAUAUUACCAAUAGAUGGUCCUUUGAUGGUAUCGAUAGGUGGUUAAAAGAAGUCGAAGAGCAUGCACCUGGUAUACCAAAAAUAUUAGUUGGCAAUCGGCUUCAUUUGGCAUUUAAAAGAAAAGUUGGAGAACGUGAUGCGGAAGCAUAUGCAGCUAAAAAUCGAAUGGCAUUUUUUGAAGUCUCACCUCUGUGCGAUUUUAAUGUAAGAGAAAGUUUCUCCGAGCUGUCACGCAUGGCUUUGCAUCGUAACGGUAUGGAGAGGCUGUGGAGAUCGAACAAAGUACCCACUCUUCAAGAACUCGCAUGCCGUGCGAUAGUUGCUAGAACAACGGUAUAUGGAAUAGAUCAACUUCCAUUACCUAAAUCUAUUAUAUCGCAUUUGAAAUCAUAUGCAAUGACUACAACCUCGCGACAUCGGUAUAAUGGCACUCGUACCCGUAGCACCAGUAAAAGCUUAAGUUCUCAUCAAAGAAAAUUACGUUUUGUUGGGGUUGGCCAUAAUGGAAUAUCCACGCCAGGUAACUCCCCUGGCAGUAUGACAGACUCUCGGACAAGCUGUGUAGGUCGCAAUUCUUGCACAAUAUCUUGAGAUUAAAGCUCGGGUUGCAGUUAUGUUGAAACAUGCAACGUGAUAUCAAAGUUCUUCCAUUCCUGUUACAUUACAACUUAUCCUGUUCCGAUUAAGAAUAUGGCAAUGUAACGUUGUGCAGAAUGAGAUAUAAAUACAUCAUUGAUGGGAUAUCUCUUAGAUGAAAACAAUGAGAAGAGAUGAAAAACCUCAUUUUAAUGUUAUUAUUAACUAUUGUUGUUAUUCGUACAAACAAAGGUUUUGGUGUCCUAUACACCAUGUCAAAUUUGCACUUUACCAAAAUAUCUCUAAUGGUAACAUCGAGCUUAAAUGACGAUGACGACGACGACGACGACGGUGUAAUACGAAUAAUUACUAUAUAUCAGGGUGCCAUUUGUUAAAUGAACCUGACAAAAUUCCAAGAGAAUUUGAUGACAUUUUUAAAUGAGGAGCGAGCGAGCGAGCGAGCGAGCGAGCGAGACAGACUAAACACCAUAUAUAUAUAUAUAUGUUGACGAACACGCUCUUUGAGUAUAUCUUCUUAUAUAUAUUUUUAUUAAUAAGUCAAUUUUAUUGUAUUUUUGGCUGUUGAUAUGAAAUUUACUUUUUCAGAAAGACAUCUAUGCAUAAAACUUUUGUUAAGAUAAAAUAGCGUCAUUAUAAAGGAUACCUAAUAUAUAGAAAUAUAUUGUUAAAAAGAACAUUUUUUAAAUAAUAAUUUUAAAUAUAUUCUCUCUAACUACACAACAACAUACUUUUGAUAAAUAAUAUUGAUGUAAACUAUACGUAUUUUUUAACAAAUUGUAAUAUUCGUGCAUGAUUAUAUUCAUAAUCUAAGAUGAUAUUGAUAAAAUCAAUAAUGUAAUUGUUUUUGGGAUGAAAUGAUUGGAGAAAGAUCGAUAAAAAAUGAAAAUCUUACGUCUUAUGAUUAGCAGCUGCAAUGUGUACAUUGUAUUUUUUUCUUACUAAUUUCUUUAUUCUAGGAUACAGUGUGAAAUAUAUUUAUAUUAUAUAUAGGAU
Molecule: messenger RNA, 2685 nt
Organism: Polistes dominula (European paper wasp)
Lineage: Eukaryota; Metazoa; Arthropoda; Insecta; Hymenoptera; Vespidae
Gene: Rab40
Product: RAS oncogene family member Rab40
Biological process (GO): intracellular signal transduction
Molecular function (GO): GTPase activity; GTP binding
Source: RefSeq, a predicted model, not a curated record